CGAAACGGGAGGCUGUCGUGGUGGGUGUCUUGAAAGUAAUGUAAAGUCGUCAUUCUCGGUGAUUGUCACUCACCGAGAGGUUGGAGUAUUUUCCAAAUGGCUUGAGGAGAGCUGGAGAUCACGAUGUGCUCAUACGGACUUUGCAAAGGUCCGCUCGCUCUCCAAGCCACAAAGAGGACGGUUUGGCGUUUUAGAAUUUGACACGGGUGGGGUAGUAUUGGUGCACAGGAGACUUGAUUGGUUUGAAAGUCGACUUGUGGCCGGAUAUUUAUGUUAUGGUGUAGAUUAUCCCGCCUUUUGCGUGAUCGGAUGGGAGGUUGUCUCACAGCUAUCCGUAGCAAGAAUAGGGGAUUCGACCAGACCCAGAAUAGUUGUGGGUCCAGAUCAUGCCGGGAGAGGACGGAUUUCCAACUACGCUGCUUAUACGCCGCUUACCGUUUCUGAUGCCACCACUCUCAUAGCAGACCAGUUCAAAGCUCCGGCUGACAAGAAGACGGUCUAUACCACCCUCGCCAAGGCCGUCGCUUCUUCCCUCACUUCUGAUGAGAUCCUCAAGGAUAUGGAAACUUGGAAACUCAACUCUCCCUUCCCCUUCCCAGCCCCUCCCACCAACAAACCU
Messenger RNA from Acaulospora colombiana, 619 nucleotides. NCBI's taxonomy places the organism in Eukaryota, Fungi, Glomeromycota, Glomeromycetes, Diversisporales, Acaulosporaceae. The record is from the annotation of a GenBank genome assembly.